AUAAUAAAAAUAAAGAUAAGACGAUAAAUUUUGUAUCUUUUGCUUUCUGAUAAUUCUGUCUAUAAUAACCGGUGAAAGAUGAUUGUACUUUUAGUUAUGUUUAAUUUGUGCUUUAAUUAUUAAUUCCAUACAAUUUGCAAGAUAGAAGAAAUUAUCGUAAUAACAUUGAAGUAUUUAAGAUUGUAUUUUUGUAUGAAACUUAAUAAAAUAUAUAAUAUUUUAUAUAUUAUGGAUUUCUCUAAUUUUGUUGAAGAAUAAAACAAUAAAAAUAUGUAUUCUACGAAAACACCUACGCUUCGUAUCGACGAGGCUGAUUUGAAAUGUAAAAAUGGUUGUGGUUUUUAUGGCAAUGCGGAAUGGGAAGGUUAUUGCAGCAAAUGUCAUCGUGAACAUUUACAAAAGCAACGAGCACAGAGAGAAGAUACGUCUAAUAAGACUUUACCUACCGGAUAUCAUAAACACGAAGAAAAGAAAUCACAACAAGAAAAGAAGUAUAAAUUAUUAAAUAUUUCUUUUCGUAAACCUGCAUCAAAAUUACAAGGAUGUCAAGAAUUACUUUACGAAUUAACUAAGGAUAAUCCAGAUCUUGAAAAAGUUAAAGCUGAAAAUAGGGAUCUUAUUGCAUCGAUUGCAAAAACACCGGUUGAGAAAGAUGUACGAAAAUGUAUACAUUCAUUCGUAGUUGAUAUUCUUCAGAAUAAAGAUAUUAAAAGAAUAGAGGAAUUGUCUGAAAUAACCCAGACUUUUUAUCAAGUAUUUGCUAAACGUUUAGAAAAUAGUUUUAAAUAUGCAGACAUAUCUGCAGAUAUCAAAGAAAGAUUAUUAGAUUACGUCGAAAAAUAUUCUAUGACGUUGUUAUACAGAAUUUUAUUUUGUCCACCAUUUACAACAGAUGAAGAAAAAGAUUUAGCAAUUCAAAAGAGAAUAAGACAAUUAAAUUGGGUCAGUGGGAAGAAUUUAGAAUGUAGAAUACACGAAACUAGUUCUGAAGUUCGAGAACUUGUGUACACAUCUAUAACAGAUUUAUUAAAUAUGGAUUCUGCUAAAGCUCCACAAGAAAAAUUAGCCUGCGUUAUUUAUUGCUGUAGAAAUAUAUUCUUAUUGUUACAACAAUCCGUAGAUGGUCCGGCAUCUGCAGAUGAAUUUUUACCAGCUCUUAUUUUUAUCGUUUUAAAAGCCAAUCCCGCACGACUUAAAAGUAAUAUUAAUUUCAUAACAAGGUUUUGUAACGCAAGCAGACUAAUGACAGGAGAAGGAGGAUACUAUUUUACGAAUUUGUGCUGUGCUGUAUCUUUUAUUGAGAACUUAACUGCUGAAUCUUUAAAUAUGGCUGAAAAAGAUUUCAAUGCGUAUAUGUCAGGAGAAAGAGUACCAGCUAAUACAUGGGAAUCUGCAUUGAUGAUGUGUGAAAACUUACACUUGAUGUGCGAAGAUAUAACGUUACUUGAUAAUUUGAAAGCGAAAAAUUUAGAAAUAAUUAAAGAAGCGAACGAAUUACAAAGUAGAAUGACACAAUUUAAACAAGAUAUAGAAGUCAAAGUAUCCGCAGCUAUUGAAAAAUCUCCGUUAUUGAUAACACAAAGUCAGAGAUUGCCUACGAAUUUAGAUUCAGAUAAUAUUGAAAAUUAUCAAUUACCUCCACCUAUUAUACCUCAGGUUUAUUCGCACCCUAUUAAUGAUCAAUCUCAAAACAACUUAUUGACAAAUAAUUCAGCCGAUUUAAGAACUUCACUGAUGGAGGAUUGCAUUACGCCCUCCCCGACAUUUGAUUUUCCUUCUUUUACUGGAGACGGCAGUUUAGAUGUUAGUAAAGCAGAUGAUGAAACGAGUCUAAUCAGUUUAGACACACAAUGUGAUUUAUUGAUGACUGAUUCCCAAUUACACGAAAAAGAUACACCUGAUACAUUGCUUGGAAAUUCAAACACUUCUAGUGCCAAUCUUGUAUCAUCUAUUGAAUCAAUAGGUCAAGAAGAUUAUCAUGGAUUUACUAUACAAGGAUCGCAUAUACCAACUAUUCCUUGCAGUACAGGUGACUUGUCUAUUAAUUCAGCAGAAUUGUCAUCGGAUAGUCAUUAUUCUACUUACUUCCAUAAGAUGUAAUAUUGUUUAUAGAUUUAGAGAAUUGUUCUUUAGAUUAUCACACUUGACAAAUUUAAAAGAGAAAAAUUAUCAAUAGAGAAGAAAUUAUUAGAGCAUUCCUUCUUGUUAAUAUAUAUAACAUUAAUUAUUAAUUAUAAAAAAAGAGCUACUAAUUACUAUGAUUAUCUAUUACAAAAAUUCAAUUAAUAUUGCAAUAUAUUCUCAAUGAGAGUUAAAUAAUUAUUAUCGUUAACGUGUACAUAAAUAAAGUGAUAUGAUGUAAGA
Messenger RNA from Polistes canadensis, 2364 nucleotides. RefSeq names its product rab5 GDP/GTP exchange factor (gene Rabex-5). The record is from RefSeq and is a predicted model, not a curated record. The transcript has 9 exons. Gene Ontology annotation, cellular component: endocytic vesicle; cytosol. The coding region runs from base 271 to 2100 and encodes 609 amino acids. Lineage: Eukaryota; Metazoa; Arthropoda; Insecta; Hymenoptera; Vespidae. Gene Ontology annotation, molecular function: small GTPase binding; zinc ion binding; DNA binding. Gene Ontology annotation, biological process: vesicle-mediated transport.